AUGGCACCCCAAUUACCAUACGAAAUUCUCUCAAAUAUUGCAUCAAGAGUUCCAAAGGAGAAAUUGAUAAACUGUGCACUAGUCUGUAAACACUGGACAGAAGCAUUUCUAGAUGCUUUUUGGCAUGAGACGAAAUUCGAGGAAGUCAACAUUAUGAAAGAAAUGAGCACUGAAUCCAACAUGGGCAGGGUCUGUUUCAAGAACGCACAUCGUGUACGAGAAUUAACUCUCGAUUGCGUACCGUUGGAUGACAUGAAGAAUUUUUCAAAGCUGCAGAGAAUCUACAGUGGGAUAAAAAGCCUUGACUAUCUUGACCCGUAUACAGCUCAUCAAGGGUUUUACAUAAUUAAUUGGGGUUCCUGGAAGCUACUGUCACGUUUGAGAAUGGAAUUCGAAUACAGUGUUCCGGUUAUAUUUGAAAAACUUUUUACAAAGCUGUCAGAAUUGCCUAGUCUUACCCACCUUACACUAGAAGCCGUGUCAGGAUAUCCAGGAUAUGACGACGAGCAAACUAUUUCUUGGCAGGACAUUGACUGCCUUCACAACACAUUGCCACAGCUGGAGUUUUUAAAAUGCACUUACACAUUUGAGCCAAUAUCACGAAAUGAUAUUGAUAAAAUAAAACAUGUUACUCCAGUACAUGCUCUUACAAGUAUGCACCAUAAACAUGAUUACGUUGACGCUUCCUGGAUAUUUUAUCUUGCACUCAAAUUACCAAAUUUAAUUCACAUUGAAUUCGAGGAUGGCCUCAAAGACGACCACAUGGACCCAAUGUCUUAUAAUCAGAAACACUACUUAGAAGAUAUCAAAUUACUAGCAACGCUUGAUCAAUUCUUUCCUCGUCUACAAUCAGCAGUUACAUUCACUGGAUCUCAGAACGGAUGGCCGUUUUCAAUAUUCUACGACACUCUUCAACACUUUGGCGUAAAAAUAAGUAACGUUAGAGUCUAUGAUUGUCGAUUUCCCGGUGGGCCACUGGAUGGGCACGACCGAUGUAUGAGACCAAUUUCCGAAUCAUUGCAGAUUUCGUGGCAGGAGUUGACCUUUUCUCACUUUCAUAUACCGAUUACAACCAAUUUCCUUUCAUAUCCAAACCUAGUUGAAUUACGCAUGGAAUCACGUUAUGAUAUUGAGAUAGAUAUUGUUAUAGACAAAUGUCCGGUACUAAAAGUAUUGAAUUUAUACAAUUCCAAAAUAUGUCUCUCGAGACUUCCGCUAUACCGUCUCAGCGAACAUCCUUUAAAGAAAUUGAGAUUGAUAAGGUGCGAAACCAAUGCACAUGUUCUUAAAUACGUAUCCGUGUGCUGUAAAACCCUUUCUAUCCUUAAAUUAAGCUCUGUUCAACUUUAUGGAUUACGUUUCAAGAAAACUGGACAGUUGGUGCUUGAUAUGCCGUUUACACAAUUGAACACAUUGAUACUUUUUAGUAUCCAACUGAACUGUAGUCCUGUCAAAAGUUUUGCUAUUGAGCAACUGGAUAACGUCGGUACAGAUCAAUCGAAUUCAAGCCGUAAACAACAAACAACUCGAUCAAACUGGUACCAUACAUCUUUGAUCAAGACAGGCAAAAUUAGCAAAAUGUCUGCAUGGGAACUUGGGAAGCGUGACAUCGAAUAUGCUGAAAAAUACUAUCAAAGCUUUAUCCGCAGAAAAGGUUAUGAGAAAAAGUUUGGAAACAUGGGACAGUAUCGUGGUGGUUAUUUACAAAAGAGAUUUUGGAAAAGAGAUCUUCAACUAGGCACAUUAGUACUUCGGUUUAAAUCUGUCAAAAACUCUUUCUUUGACUUUGGCCGUUUCUGUUAA
Phycomyces blakesleeanus NRRL 1555(-) is the source of this 1803-nucleotide messenger RNA. RefSeq lists its product as hypothetical. Gene Ontology annotation, molecular function: protein binding. The transcript has a single exon. The record is from RefSeq and is a predicted model, not a curated record. Bases 1 to 1803 code for a protein of 600 amino acids. NCBI's taxonomy places the organism in Eukaryota, Fungi, Mucoromycota, Mucoromycetes, Mucorales, Phycomycetaceae.